UCCUCCCGCCCGAGUCAGCCUCCCCCGGAGCCCGGCCCGCCGCCGCGGCCCGCGGAGGGAGCCGCCGUCGUCGUUGUCGCCGCCGCCGCCAGGCCGCGCCCCGCCCCUGUCGCCGCCGCCGCCGCUGCUCGCCGGUGAGGCUCGCGCUCGAGCUGCGGCGCCGGCCCCGCCGCCUGGGCCCCGGGCCCGGCCCCUUCCGCGCCGCCCGGGCGAUGAGAAGCUGCUUCUGCGUGAGACGGAGCCGGGACCCGCCGCCGCCGCAGCCGCCGCCGCCGCCGCCGCCCCAGCGGGGAACAGAGCAGUCCACCAUGCCUGAAGUCAAAGACCUUUCAGAAGCCUUGCCAGAGACGCCAAUGGAUCCCAUCACGGGAGUGGGGGUGGUGGCUUCUCGGAACCGAGCCCCGACAGGCUACGAUGUAGUUGCACAGACAGCAGAUGGUGUGGAUGCUGACCUCUGGAAAGACGGCUUAUUUAAAUCCAAGGUUACCAGAUAUCUGUGCUUCACAAGAUCAUUUUCCAAAGAAAAUAGCCAUUUAGGGAACGUGUUAGUGGACAUGAAGCUCAUUGAUGUCAAAGACACCCUGCCUGUCGGCUUCAUCCCGAUUCAGGAGACGGUGGACACACAGGAGGUGGCUUUUAGGAAGAAGAGGCUGUGCAUUAAAUUUAUCCCACGGGAUUCAACUGAGGCUGCCAUUUGCGACAUUCGAAUCAUGGGCCGGACCAAGCAGGCCCCCCCUCAGUACACGUUCAUCGGGGAACUGAACAGCAUGGGGAUCUGGUAUCGAAUGGGCAGAGUACCAAGAAAUCAUGACUCAUCUCAACCCACAACGCCUUCCCAGUCAUCCGCUGCUUCCACCCCAGCCCCCAACCUUCCCAGGCACAUCUCUCUCACGCUCCCUGCUACCUUCCGAGGCAGGAACAGCACUCGAGCUGACUACGAGUACCAGCACUCCAAUCUGUAUGCCAUAUCAGCAAUGGAUGGCGUGCCUUUUAUGAUCUCAGAGAAGUUCUCUUGUGUUCCACAAAGUAUGCAGCCCUUUGAUCUCUUGGGAAUCACCAUCAAAUCUCUGGCAGAAAUUGAAAAAGAGUACGAGUACAGCUUCCGCACGGAGCAGAGCGCCGCCGCCCGGCUCCCGCCCAGCCCCACCCGGUGCCAGCAGAUCCCCCAGUCCUGAGGGGCCGCCUGCAGGGAGAAGACGCGUCGCCCAGGCUGCUGAGCGACCCCCCCACCCAGACCCUCCCACCGCCCAUCCACACUGCCCUGCUCGGAGCUUCUGGGAGACUCUGGGCGGCUGAGCUGUCACCUCCUCGGUCAUCGGCUUGCCUGACACAACACCCCGCCUCCCUGGGGAUGCUGUUCAUAAUCUCGACUAUUUGUGUGUGCUGUAGUGACCAGCGGCUCCUGCUAUGUCUGUGUAAUGACCAGUUGUCCUACAAACAACCCCACCCACCAUGGGAGUCACCCCGAGGGCCCUGGACACUUGUUCUGGCCGCCCAGUGACGCCACCGGCUCCCUGCUCUUCUGACUGUCGCCACCACUAAGCCAUCGCUUCCUCCUGGGAGACCCUGAGGGGCUGGUGGCUUCGCAAAGGGCCCCCAGGGCUGAUGGAUUGCCCCUGACCCGUGGAACAAGUCAUUCACGCCAACAGCAUCAAGUGCCCAAGAAUUCACGGGGACCCUAAGGAAACACAGGAGGAGGAGGCCAGUGGGUCCCCAAGUGGACCUGGGCCUGGCUCCCUGCUGUGGACAUCCUCGGACUCGCCCCUCGAUUCACACACUGGACACCCCGAGGUCGGGGGCAGCCAUGCCCCGGCCACCAGCCCAGAGAGGACUUGCCUUCCGGGCGAGACAGCCGAAGGGGUGGGUGCUUGCUUGGACGUGAGCUUUGCUGCCAGGACGCUGUGCUCACCAACCUCACACCCUCAUCCCCACAAAGGGCUCAUCUCUGAUGCCCACGUGCCAACAACAGCUCCAACUGCCGGCCCGGUGCCCUGACCGUGACCAGGCCGUGGGUGAAGAGGCUCUGUGAGCCUGUGCCCAAGGAUGUGGACAUCCAGUCACCUAGCUUCUCAGAGCCAGGAUAUGUCCUGGUGGCCUCUGUUAAUGGGAACAGCGGUUUUUGAAAAGUCUGUCUCACCCAGGUCACCAAACUGGGGCCAGAACUGACAUUUCUGCCCAAGUGGCCAGUGGCCGUGCUGGCAUUCCCCAUGGUGCCGGCAGCCCAGCCCAGCGCCAUGCACAGGUACCGUGGGAACAGGGCUGCUGUCCUCCCUGGAGGCCCAGCUCACCCUGUGGCUGCCUUGUCUGGCCAUUGGAAUUUCUCCUAACUGCCCAGAACUCGGCAUCUCACAUCUUGGGGGCCACCAGAUGGUUGGCGCUUUGGACGUGAGGUUUGACAUGUGUCUGGUGGCUGACGUAGGAAGCCCCUGCCCAGCCAGGGCCAGCCCCUCCUCCCUGCAGUUCCUGGGAAGGCACGGGGUGGCUGGGGCACAGCAGGAACUGGCCAGCAGUUAGGAGGGGCAGCUCCUAGCUGAGAAGUAGGGUUGGGGCAAAACAUACCUCACACACCUGCAUCAGCCCCACCAUCUCCAGGCCUCCACUCUUCCCCCACGGCUGCCCCUUGAUCUUGAUUUCGAUACCUCCUGAUCUCUGUGCGUUAGAGCUUGUGAUCACCUCUCCCCACUGUCCCUGAGACCUGAGGGCAUCCUCGGUGGGGCCAGCCUUCCCAUGCCUCCUGUGCAGCACGGGUGGCAGGAAAAAGCAGUUCGUUGGUGGAACCCGCAAGGGUCCGGGAGGCACGGGACGGAAAGGCCCUGUGAGGACCCUUUGGGAUUGGUGCUUACCCAGGACAGAGCUGAUGAACUGGUCUCAGAUGUACCCACUGAAAUAAGCUGGUUGUUUCUGGGGAAUCAGGGGAGCCCCGUGGGGCCCAGAGAACCUGUGUCUGCUGCUGCUGUUUGGAUGGGUAGGGCUGGUCCAAAACCAACAGAGGGGGUGACGUCUCCGCUCACCUCUGUCCGGGUGUGUUGGCUCGUGGGCUCCGUCCCCUCCCGUCUCUCCUCACGCCCUGGCUGUGGGAUCAUCUCAGACAGGUAACACCUGCAGCCUUUCUCCCCUGACUGAGAACCAAGGCCUUCAGCAGCUCUGAUGGGCCCAGGGAGGCCCAGAGAUGGUCACGUGGGAUCCCUUGUCAAGGAGCAAGAGGGCAGUGAGAGCGGUUGUUGGGAAAGGAACCCCCCUGUCCCCGCCAGCCCCGCGUCACCCUGCGGUGCCGGGACGGGCAGAGCAAGGCAGGGCUGCAGGGCCACCAGGAAGGGGGCAAGCCUGUGUGGACUCGGGCGAGCCAGAGAGGCCUCCACAGGGUUCCAGACUCAGGUCUGACAGUGACUGUGAACUUCGCCGUGACAGCCACUUAAGGCAGUUAAGCAGCAACAGUGCCAAGGGGAAGUUGGCAUCUGUGGUAGAUUUUAGGCUGCUCCUGACCUCUGCAUCUUUCCUUCCGGGGGGGGGUGCCCGUGCGCCCCGCCCGCCCCGUGUGGAAGUGAAGCUCGCUCACCCCGGGACUGAGCCACCUCUGUUUCUUUCUGGGACGGUGCUUUGCUUCACAAACCCUCUGGCCACGUGGGGAGGGAAGGCAGGGGUUCUCUUGGAAACAUGAAGGGCAGGAGCCUCCAGCCUUCCCAGAAGGACUAACCAGAGCACAGCGUCCCCCGUGGCCUUCUCUUUCCCCCCGAAAAUUCCAAGUCUCUCUCCAAAGGCCUUGGAAACAGCACAACAGUGAUGAGGAGUAAGCGGUUGGCUCCAGGUUCACUUUCAAGUUUGUAACAAACUUUCCCACCCAAGUCCAGGAGCUGAGCCCGGCCACAGCCUCCACUCAGCGGGAUGAGCACCCGGGGGGCGGCGGAAACAGCAGGUUAGGCCCCGCGCCAGCUCCCCAGAGGGCCACCCCCUGCCCCUGCGUCCUUCAGAAGGUGGCAGGGGACGGGGAGGACCAACACGUUCAAAGCACCUACUCCUUGCCAGGCGCUAGGCCGGCACUUGAAGCACAGUAUCUCCUGUCACGUUCCCCUCUACCCCCCAAAAAACAAGUACCCAGAAAUGGAUGCUAUUUGCUCCUGAUUCCAGAUGAAGAAGCUGAGACGUGUCCGCAGGCACGAAGCUGGUAAGUGGCAGAGGCGGGACCUGGCCCCAGGGCCCCCGGUGCCCGCUGUCCCGUCAGGAGCACCUGCCUCCUGUCCAGUGAUGGGUUCCCAGCCGCCACUGGACAGUGUCUCGCUGAGCACAGGGCGAGAGCUGGGUGCCGUCCCAGGGCUGUGGGCUGCCCGUCGCUGUGCACAGGGGUCCCAGCCCGUAGCGUCCCUGAGCACUGGUGAGCCCAAGGGGGAGGGCACAGAGAGGACUCGAUGGCAGCCCCGGGCCUGCCGGGUGGCUUGCCUCCCCCUGGGCCUGGAGGGGCCGAGCACCUGUGCUCACCACCCUCGGGGCGGCCGGCUCUCUCCACCUGUUGUGACCCUGCUGGCUGGCCUGUCACCACCAGGAGGCGGGCCUGGGCAGGCGGCUGUGUGCUAGCUUAGGAAUGACAUCCUGAUGCGUGUAUUUAUUUGAGGUGACUCUAGUACUUGGCAAAGGGAAGUUUCACUGUGUGAUUGUCUUCUUAAUAUAAUUUGUUAAAUAAAUGUCUGUUGU
Hippopotamus amphibius kiboko is the source of this 4686-nucleotide messenger RNA. RefSeq names its product multivesicular body subunit 12B (gene MVB12B). The coding region runs from base 213 to 1175 and encodes 320 amino acids. Gene Ontology annotation, biological process: regulation of epidermal growth factor receptor signaling pathway; viral budding; virus maturation. The transcript is spliced from 10 exons. Gene Ontology annotation, cellular component: late endosome; ESCRT I complex. The record is from RefSeq and is a predicted model, not a curated record. NCBI's taxonomy places the organism in Eukaryota, Metazoa, Chordata, Mammalia, Artiodactyla, Hippopotamidae.